Messenger RNA from Grammomys surdaster, 4204 nucleotides. RefSeq names its product lin-7 homolog C, crumbs cell polarity complex component (gene Lin7c). Gene Ontology annotation, cellular component: basolateral plasma membrane; cell-cell junction; synapse. Gene Ontology annotation, molecular function: L27 domain binding. NCBI's taxonomy places the organism in Eukaryota, Metazoa, Chordata, Mammalia, Rodentia, Muridae. The record is from RefSeq and is a predicted model, not a curated record. The coding region runs from base 25 to 618 and encodes 197 amino acids. Gene Ontology annotation, biological process: maintenance of epithelial cell apical/basal polarity; protein localization to basolateral plasma membrane; neurotransmitter secretion. The transcript is spliced from 5 exons.
UGGGUCUGCACCGCCGAGGAGAAGAUGGCGGCGCUGGGAGAGCCUGUCCGGCUGGAGAGGGAUAUCUGCAGAGCAAUUGAAUUGCUGGAGAAAUUACAGAGGAGUGGAGAGGUGCCGCCACAGAAACUUCAGGCUUUGCAGAGAGUCCUUCAGAGUGAGUUCUGCAAUGCAGUGAGAGAGGUUUAUGAACAUGUUUAUGAGACUGUGGACAUCAGUAGCAGCCCUGAAGUGAGAGCCAAUGCAACUGCAAAGGCUACUGUUGCUGCAUUUGCUGCCAGUGAAGGACACUCUCAUCCCCGUGUUGUUGAGCUACCCAAAACAGAAGAGGGCCUUGGAUUCAAUAUCAUGGGAGGCAAAGAGCAAAACUCACCAAUCUAUAUAUCACGGAUAAUUCCAGGUGGAAUUGCGGACAGACAUGGGGGCCUCAAACGAGGAGAUCAGCUUCUUUCUGUUAAUGGAGUGAGUGUUGAAGGAGAGCACCAUGAGAAAGCGGUAGAGCUACUGAAAGCGGCCCAAGGGAAGGUUAAGUUAGUUGUACGAUACACACCAAAAGUCUUGGAAGAAAUGGAGUCCCGCUUUGAGAAAAUGAGAUCAGCAAAACGCAGACAACAGACCUAACCAUUUAAAAACUUUUUGUUUCUUUUGCUUUUAGCUAGGAAAGUUUUACUUGUGAUCUACUGAUGGCCUCAAUGCCAGUGAUUGUAAAACACCAGAAACUUCUGUGACCUCUUCUUGCCAUUUUAUAAAUGCCUGUUUUAGCAUCACUUAUGGUUGUAGAGAAGCAUACACUUUUUUUCUCACAGGGAAAAGUCAAAGUCGAUGAGGGCAGUUCUGCCCUGCAGUUUUUACAGGACUUUUUCAAACACAGAUUUUUGUCACAAAGUUGUUAUAGAUUUUUAAUAAUGCUUUUUUAAUAUUAAAAUGUACUUUUACAUUCUUAAUCUUUUUUUAAAAAGAGGUUUCUUUAUUUGGCAAUUUAUUUACAAAUAACAGAUCUCCAAUAUUUCCUUUUGCUUACUGCAAUUUCUUUGUGAAAUUUCUUUUCAUUUUUCCAAGAAAUUAAAGCAUCUUGCUUGUGACAGUCUAUCACAUCAUGAAUAUUGGCAUCUCUGCUGCAUUUUGUACUCGGAACAUAACAUAUAAUAUCUAUAAUCAGUGGUAAAUCAUAGCCAUCAUUGAACCUUUUUAUUUUUAUUUAAAUAAUGUAUACUGUAUUCAUUUAUACUGAUUUAUAAAAGUAAGUUUUUAAACACUGAAGCAAUCAUUGCUAAAAUAUGUAUUUCAUAAUAUUUAAGCAGUGGGGCGAGAAGAUGUAAUUUGAUUAUUAGCAUUAUCCAUUAAAUUCUUUAUUUAACAGUAUGUCAUAAAUUAUACAUGCAAACAAGAUCAGAUUUCAACUUUUCAAAUUUUUUAUGCUAUUCAUUUGUAUUUAAAUAUAUUUCUCAUAUUUUGGUUCUUUCAUGCCUGGAGAUGAAUCAGUUAGUCUGUGCUGGGGAGAAUGGAAGUAAGACAAGGUGAUAACUUCAACUUCUGGAGCCCAAAGAGCCAUACAUUCUUAUAUCCUGUCUUCAGUAUUCACUCGGGGUAUGAAGGGCAGGAAGGAUUGGUUAAGAUACAGGAACAGGUGGUUUCAUAAGUCUCACAGUGAGUGGGGCUCAGAAUGAUUUAUAUCUGGAUGAUUGAAGUAGUGAUGGGAAUUUGGAACAAUACUUUUUACCAUUGUCCACUGGAUGUCACUGUUUUCCUAAAAGGCAGCUAUUGAUACAUGAUUGUGACUAUAGUCUUCUAAAAGCUGAAAUCAAAGUGAUUAAUUUUUAGUCACUGAUUAUAGGAACAUUUGUAAAGGGUUUAAGUGAUGAUGUUAAAAAGAAACAGAUGGGUUGAAAAUGUAGGAAUUUGUCAAAAUUACGACUAUUACCUUUAUUUUAAAAAAAAGGGCAUUUUGUAACAUUCCUUCAGGAAGAAUGGAAGUGUGUAUGUUUUCUGCAUGUGUGCGAGCACUGUGCGUCUUACAAGAUGACUGCAGUUUUCAGUGAUUUUCAGAGUAAACUCAAUCAACAUGUUAUUUAUCAUUUAGGAAUUGAACACUGGAUUGUGCAUGGUUGAAUGUCUUUAGUCCACUACAAAAUGUGCUUGAUAUUGAUAGGAUCAUGCUGAAUUGUAUAUUUUCAAAAUUAGCUUGUGUUAUUAAAAUGUUGAGACCAAAGUAGUAUAGAAGAGUAUGACAUAUGUUAAUUUAAUUGUAAAAUUAUUAGAGGUAAUUGUUUUAAAACUCUAUAUUAAAGAAAAGUGUUGGUGCAUAUAGAACAGUAGCUCGUAUUUCUGCAUCCCAGGGCUAGUAAACCCUGAGGAACCCUGUCUUAGUGCAGCUACUGCGGCUGCAGUUGCUCCUGCGGAUGCAUCAGCGGUCCAUUGUGAGUUCAGCUUCCUGCUUCAUGUUUCAGCUGUCAACAGAAUUUCGGCCAAGUUACUUUUUUUUUUAUUUUUUAAUACGUUGAAAAGGCUUUUUCUUCAGUAACAGUCUGUUCUUUGUGUGGGCUGACACCUAUUUAUAAUUCUUAAAAUAAAAACAACUUAAAGGAGCCAAAUACAUUGCUGUUCUUGGUAGUGUUGCAUGAGUAGCAAUAGUUUGCUUUCAUUGAUGAGAUUCUCCUAUCUCAGAAUUUUAAAUACUGACCAUAGGAAAAGUCAGUGGCAAGUGUACAGUAGUCUUCUUGUGUACUAAGGAACUGAAUGAAUUUUAAUUAAUAAAUGAAUGAUUUAUGAAUAAAAUUAGGCAGUAAAUAUGUAUUUGUUUGACUUGUAACUUACAAAUGUAAAUUUCCUUUAGCUCCAAUUUUCCAUUUAUUUUCUUAAACGUUUCAAAAUGAGUUCUCUUGGUGAUUCUUGACCUUAGCUGCAUGUUAGAAUGCCCUGCAGAUCUUGAAACUCACCUAAGUUUCUUCCCAUACAGCUAAUUCGAAAUCAUGUCUUUGUGAUUGAAAUUUCAUAUGAUGCAUUUAUCGAGUCUACCCUCUAUUAUGUUUAGAGGCUCAUUCUGAACAACCAGGCUCCAGAGGCACUAACUAGCUCAUGGACUUUCCGAUCAUAGGCCGAAGCUACCUAACAAUUGAUUCUAUUUUUUAGGACCUCCUUAUGGUCUUAAGGGGUAUUUGGCAUUUCUUAUUAACAAAAUAGUUACAAUCUACUUUUUUUUUUUUUUAAAAGCUCUGGCUAUCCUGGAAUUCUCUGAAAGCAUGCUGACUUCCUUUUAUUUUUCCUUAUUUCUUUUUUUAAAAAAACCUACCAGUAAUUCAAUUGUAAAAUCUUUUUCCUUCUGUCCUCUUUACCUUUUAAGAAACUGUAAAGGUUAUUAUUUGAAAGAGCAUGUGUAAGUAUUGCAGAUGUGAAGGCACUGAGGAAUGAUCUGUGCUGUCUAGAUACGGCUCCUUUGCCGUUACUGUACUACUACAUGGAUGUAGUCCUGUUCUUUCGGGUCUCACUUUUUAAGAUCACCUUCCUGUUGUAAAGUUUAAGGCAUUUUGCUCAAGUACUUUGUUUACAGUUAAAAUGAAUAGAAUUUAAUAAAUAAUAUGGUUAUGGCUUACCUGGAAAGCGUCAGCAUGACUUGGUAUAGACUUAAAAGAGUACAUGUGAUUAUAUUGUAGAAUGAUUAUUGAUAUAUAGGGACUCUAAUAAUUGUCCCUCCUGAUUAAAUGUCUGUCUGUGCAUUUUAUAAUGUCUGUUCUGGCUGCAAUCUUGUUUUGUAGUUUUUAAUUCUGCAAAAUUUGAGUAAUGUUUCUUCAAGGUUGUUGAAGUAAUAAUAGUUACAUAAUGGAGUAAAGUCAUUUGAUUAUUAAUUUUCAAGAAGUUUUAAACUAAUUUGUAACUGGACGUGGUUUUUAAAAAUAUUGGCAAAGAUUUGAUACACUUGUACUCUUUUUAGUUUGAGAAAAUAGUUUGGAAUGUGAAACAGUGCUUUUUCAAUAGAUGAAUCAUUUAGCAAUUAAAUUCUGAUUCUAAGGCUUAUUUAAAAUACAUUUGUAUGAGUCGAGCUUGUCCUUUGCAUUUGGCAAAACUGAUACAAUUGCAAAUAGAUGUAUUUCUGAACGCUGUGUGUAAAAUAACCUUUACAUAGAGUAAAAAGCAAACUCUGGUGGUUCCUGACAUGAAACUUCAGAUUUCUGUAUUUUGUUUGCCUUUCAUAAAAUUGAACUAAACAAAA